AUGCGUCUCUACGUUGGGUUUCUAUCGGUUUUGGGCCUUACUUUUCUGAUGGCGUUUAUCACUUGUGCUGAUUCAUCUGGAAAGUCCCGAAAUCGCGAAGAUCGAUUUGAUCUAGAAAACGAGCGAUUUAAUAAUCAAGGAAGUGACGAGCUAAUUGCGUCAUGUGAAAGUACGGAGAGUGUGGAAAUCGAUAGCUGUCGUCAGGGGAAAAGUAAAUACUCCAAGAAAAAGACUUUUAAAUUCGCUAUUUAG
This is a messenger RNA of Drosophila mauritiana, 252 nucleotides long. RefSeq lists its product as uncharacterized. The transcript has a single exon. NCBI's taxonomy places the organism in Eukaryota, Metazoa, Arthropoda, Insecta, Diptera, Drosophilidae. The record is from RefSeq and is a predicted model, not a curated record. Bases 1 to 252 code for a protein of 83 amino acids.